This is a messenger RNA of Phyllostomus hastatus (greater spear-nosed bat), 1164 nucleotides long. RefSeq names its product phosphodiesterase 6D (gene PDE6D). Gene Ontology annotation, cellular component: cytoplasm. Gene Ontology annotation, biological process: sensory perception of light stimulus. NCBI's taxonomy places the organism in Eukaryota, Metazoa, Chordata, Mammalia, Chiroptera, Phyllostomidae. The transcript has 5 exons. The record is from RefSeq and is a predicted model, not a curated record. Bases 201 to 653 code for a protein of 150 amino acids.
GGCACUCGGAGGCUACAGGGAAGGAGAAGGGAUCAGGAGCGGGAGCUGAGGGAAGGGAGAAACCGGUCCGGGUCUGGCCGCUGCCGCUGCUCGCCGGAGGUCUCCAGGCCCGGCUGCGGCUCAGUCGUCGGCUCCGGGGCAUCGUCUGCGAGGCUCCGCCGGGCCAGCGUGGGAGAGCCGCGGGCGGCGGCUGCCGCAUCAUGUCAGCCAAGGACGAGCGUGCCCGGGAGAUCCUGAGGGGCUUCAAACUAAACUGGAUGAACCUCCGGGAUGCUGAGACAGGGAAGAUACUCUGGCAAGGAACGGAAGACCUGUCCGUCCCCGGAGUGGAGCAUGAAGCCCGUGUUCCCAAGAAAAUUCUCAAGUGCAAGGCAGUAUCCCGAGAACUGAACUUCUCUUCAGCAGAGCAGAUGGAAAAAUUCCGCCUGGAACAAAAAGUUUACUUCAAAGGGCAAUGCCUAGAAGAGUGGUUCUUCGAGUUCGGCUUUGUGAUCCCCAACUCCACAAACACCUGGCAGUCCCUGAUAGAAGCGGCGCCUGAGUCCCAGAUGAUGCCCGCCAGCGUGCUAACUGGGAACGUGAUCAUAGAGACAAAGUUUUUCGACGACGAUCUUCUCGUAAGCACAUCCAGAGUGAGACUGUUCUACGUUUGAGAGAAGAAUGUACGUGCAUUUCAAGAGUUUGCGUUUUGGGGGGGAAGGAGGAAACCGUUUACUUUUUUCCUCCACACAUUUAAUUUUGACACUUCCACCCCGAUUCCCUCCACGACAAAACCUGCCUGCGGCCGCCAGGGGACCAGCUCUGCGUGGGUAACCAGAUGGCUUUCUUCCCUCAAGCUGCCAGCCCCGCUGACCGGACUCAACUCCCCACCUCAGACCAGGGCAGAGAGCGCGCCCCGACCCCAUCCCAGGGGAAACGCGGGACGGACACACACCGGGCGGCGCUCCUCCCGCCGCCUCCCCGCCGCCUCCUCCUCCUCCUCCUCCUCGGGUCCUGCCGGAGACACAGCUCCCUCCGGCCCCGGCUUUGGAAAACUCCUGUUCUUGACCCACGUUUAGUCUUUUCCUACCGUUUCUAUUUCAUACAUUCUCAUACAUUUAACUUGUAAAAUAGACUGUGAUAUUAUUAUGUAAUGAAUUGAGACAUACGAAUUAAACUAUUCCU